Messenger RNA from Amborella trichopoda, 3724 nucleotides. RefSeq lists its product as uncharacterized. Lineage: Eukaryota; Viridiplantae; Streptophyta; Magnoliopsida; Amborellales; Amborellaceae. The record is from RefSeq and is a predicted model, not a curated record.
GCACACUCUCUCUCCAAUCUCGAGCGGGCCGCUCAAAACUCUAUUUCUCUCUCUAGAAUUGUGUUUCUCUCUCUAGGCCGUCCAUGUCGGAGCACCGCUCUGCUCGUUGGGCUGACUGACACCUAUUGCUUGCUGCUUUAGAGAGAGGAAGAAAGUUAGACAGAGAGAGAGAGAAGGCGAAUACAGAAAACUGCGUUUAUGUACGCGCCGACCUUCAUCUCUGCUGCAUCGCGACGAUACACUGCGCUGGCAAGAUUCCCCCCCUUCUGUCCUCUUUCCCCUCUCCUCUGUCUCUCUAAAAUGGCACCGAAUUAAGGGCAACUUUUUUUCACUCCAGUCCCUUCCUGAAACCCUAGGUUUGGCGGUGCUGAUGGUUCCCUCGAAGACAAAAGAAUGGCUCCAGAGAGUUCUCCCUCUACUUUCGAUCCCAUCUCUAUCCACUUUUGGUGAUGGUUUCUAGGGCGUAGAAUUCCAUGGAGCUCUGUGAAGUGUGAUACCAGGUUUUGAUCAUCGGGAUUUUAGGGGUUUUCAGGCUCGCUCUCUCUCCCUGCCAUGGGGUGUUCAAGCUCGAAGGUCGAUGAUUUGCAGGCUGUGGCCCUCUGUAGAGAGAGAACGCAAUUUAUCAAGCAAGCAGUUGAUCACCGCUAUGCCUUGGCUUCAGCCCAUGUGUCUUAUGUUCAAGCUUUAAGUGGCGUAGGGCAAGCUUUGCAACGAUUCUUGGAUGCUGACGCUCAGCUACCGCCUUCUUCUCCUGGUCUCACGCUACCUACUCAGAGAAAAAAUGCCGAACCGGUUGAUUUAACUCUCCCUAAAUCCUCCCCACCUUCUCACUCUCACCAUUUGGACCACUCUCACUCCGGUUCUCACCUCCACAUCGAUUCGGGUUCAGACGCUGAAUCUCUCUCUGAAGAGCUAAGUCAUGGUUCCUCUCCCUCUUAUCCUGAGUACGGUAUUCCUCAGUACAGUAAUUCUGGUGAUGUCUUUCCGUGGAAUUUCCCCUCUCAGACUUUACACUACAUGAGAUCAGGCGGUGGAAACCCAUCUGUUGUUUAUGAAGAGAAGCCUCGAUCCCCUGAAACUGAAACUGUUAGAUGGUCAGAACCCUAUUCUAAUUACGGUAUGAUGGGUUAUGGGUUUCUUGGUUCUCCACCAAUGGGUGCUCCUCCUCCUGUACAUCAAGUCCCUUCUUCUGGUCCUUCGACUUCUCGUAGUCCUGAUCGAGCCCCACCUCCUCCUUCUCCACCGAAGGCCUCAGCUUGGGAUUUCUUUAACCCUUUUGAAUCGUUUGAUACCUUCUAUCCUUCUUAUACACCGAAGAGGUUCAGUGUUCACUCUGACGGUGGCAGUAGAGAUUCAAAAGAAGUGAGAGAAGAAGAGGGAAUUCCAGAUCUAGAGGAUGAAAGCCAGGCAGAGGUUGUUAAGGAAAUUCAUGGAGAUCAAACGUUUGUGUAUGCUAAGAAGGUGCAGAUCCAUCCUAGUGAAUCGGGGCUUGCAGAUGGCGACAGAGAAACUGGAGGAGGAGAGGGUGAGUAUGGCAAGGAAGAUGAUCCAGUGGAGUAUGUAGUGCAUAUGGUUGAUAAGGGUAUUAUAGACGAGGGGGGAGCCCAAGAGAGAGGCAAUGUUGCAAAUGUUUCCGGAGGUCAUGGGGGACCAAGAGAUGUAUCCGAUGAUGUGAGAGAAAUUCAUGGCCAGUUUGAGAGGUCGUCGGAUUCUGCGAAGGAGGUUUCAAAGAUGCUGGAAGCUGGGAAACGGCCAUAUCAUCAAAAGCGCAACGUAUAUAAAGUACUUCCUUCCUUUGGGGCAUCUCCACACCUUUCUGCAUCAAAUCGUGACCAACCCUCAUCCUCAUCUGAAAAUGUCGGCCCCAGUUUCUUGGCAUUUGAUGAAGACAUAGGAAUGUCAUCUGGCAACCUCUCGUCAACAUUGCAAAAGCUGUAUAUUUGGGAGAAGAAGCUUUACGAGGAAGUCAAGUCCGAGGAAAAGAUGAGUAUAAUCCAUGAAAGGAAGCGCCAGCGGCUGAAAAAACUUGAUGAAAGGGGUGCAGAAUCACAUGAAGUUCAUGCUACACGUACUUUAGUCAGAAGUUUGUCCGCGAAAAUAAGGAUAGCGAUGCAGGUGGUUGACUCUAUAUCAAAAAAAAUAAAUAAAAUAAGGGAUGAAGAGUUGCAGCCCCAGAUUACAGAACUGAUUAAAGGGUUGAUUAGAAUGUGGAAAGUCAUGCUGGAAUGCCAUCAGAACCAGUGUAUGGUGAUAGGACAGGCUAAAACUCUUGACCUUAUUGGCAGGAAGCUGAGUAAUUCUAACAUCGAAGCUGCAAUGCAGCUUGAACUAGAGCUUCUGAACUGGUGUUCCAGUUUUAACACUUGGAUAAUAACCCAAAAAGAUUUUGUGGGGGCAUUGAAUAGCUGGCUUAUCAAGUGCCUCCUAUAUGAACCCGAAGAGACGCCUGAUGGACCCAUUCCCUUCUCUCCUGGCAGGCUUGGUGCCCCGCGUGUAUUUAUUGUCUGCCAUGACUGGUGUCAGGCAAUUAGAAGAAUAUCAGAGAAGGAGGUUGUUGAUGCGAUACGGGCCUUUACCCAAAGUGUCCAGGAGCUACGGGAAAGGCAAGGAGCAGAGCAGCAACAAGUUUUGAGGGCUGGGGAUGUUACAAAAGGUAGUGGAAAAGGACCUUUGGAUUACCAAAAGGAGGAGAAGAAAAUACUCAAGGCUCGUGAUACCUUGAACAAAAAGCUAACUCUGGUUUCUGGGGCAACUUUUGACAUGGGCCAAACCAAACAAGGGCUGCUUGUGCAGCCUUCUGCCUCUCUGAGCAGUGCACAGUUGGGUCUGAAACAAAUUUUUGAGGCAAUGGUGACCUUCACUUCGGUCUCUGUGAAGGCAUACGAGGAGCUCCGAAUAGAUGAGAAGGAUAAACAAGCCCAAGAAAAUGGGAAUGUCUCAUAACCAUAGUAGAGUGCUUCAUUGUGCUUCCUUCUGACCAUUUGGUUAGCCAGGCAUUCAGCCACCAGCUCUCAGGUUCCAAAACCGAUGCCAACAGAGUUGUUCUUCGGUUUGGUACAGUUUCCUGGCGUUGACUUUAUGUGAGGUGAGCAACCAUGUUCUAUUUUGAGGAAGAACAGUUUUUGGGCAUUGAAGAUUUGGCGGACUUCAUCAGGGUCCAUAUGUCUAAUUGCUCAUAGUCUGGUUGGCCUCAAGGAACUCUCCAACCUCUACGAGAAGACAAAGGAAGCUCCUGCUUGUGAUCUAUGCACGCUUAAGAUAGGUGGGCAUAAUGGCUACUGCUUUCGCUUGGAUAUAAAUGUAAUGCUUUCACUCGGAUAUAAAAUGGUGGGAUUGAUCAUCAGGAAGAGUGAAGCUGAGUUUUGGCCCCGACUUUCAUCAGGUUCUUGGUUGUGAUAAAGAGAUGGUGGUGUCAUCAUCCAGUACUUCUUAACAUGUGGGGUUUAUCCGGAUGAAGGACAACAUUGAAUGCUGAUGGGGCGAUAUUAUUUCUCCAAGGGAUUCGAUCGGGGAUGGUUGUUAUGGAAUUUUUCCUCUCCACUUCAUUGCCAAUAAAUGACUCCUCACGAUGGGAAACUUGGGGAGUGCGAGACCAAUGUUGGUGACUGAAAUGCGGUGAUGUUUGUUAUCAAGCCCCUGAUAAUAUUUAUGCAGGGCUGUACAGUGCAUGUAUAUUAAGAAUGUGGAAUUUCUAGAUGCAAUGAAAAUCUUGAUUUGUGAAUUA